AUCAAAAUAGUUUUGGUUCCUAAACCUAACCAAAUUGCAAUUUUUCACAAUGUGAACCAUGUUUUAUUUUGAAAGUCUAACUGGACGUUGCAUAUUUAUUGUUGCUAACUUGACUACGGAGCCCUGCAUGGAGUAGAAUGUAGCUGCAGUACCGCAGGCUGAAGUUUCAGGACCACAAUCCUUGGACCGGCACUGCAUUUGUUGUAAGGUGACCAGAUUUCUGAAAUGAAAACCAGGGACAUGUUUGGUGGUCAGUAUGUCACUAAAAAAUAUAUUGUUAUAAUAUAUGAAAUAAAAAGGGGGGACGAUUUCGGUUUUAGAAACUUUCAAAUAUAAAUUACAUUUAGCUGAUGCUUUUAUCCAAAGCAACUUACAAUUGCUCUACAUGUCAGAGGUCGCACGCCUCUGGAGCAAUGAGGGGCUAAGUGUCUUGCUUGGGGACACAAUGGUGGACGUGUCACAGUGGGGAAUUGAACCCGGGUCUCUUACACCAAAGGCAUGCAUUUUAUCACACUGUACCAUCACCACCCUGAAUCUAACUAACUCUUCAGAAUGAAAUCAAGUCAUUUUGAGGCAGAAACUACCUUUCAGUCAAUAAAGUCUGCAAUCACUUUCUGGCUAGUAGAAUAAUGUAUUAUAUAGAUUGUUUUGGCCAUUCAGAGGUAUUUUAACAGGUAGAAAGGACUGGAUUGGUUGGUGCACACAAAGUUAAAUAAUGUAGUCAUAAAGAUAAUUGCAAAACAGAUUAUGUCUUUAUUUUCUAUAUAACUAAGCAGUAAGUCAUGUUAAUUAUAGGCCACAGUAAAUAUAAACAAGGAUAUUAGACACAGGCCUGCCAAACACAUAAUCUAUCAGCAACAACAAGCUUCUAUUAUUGCCUAUAAUCACGUAAAUGUCAGGCCUGGUUAUGCUAUAAACUGUAAACUUAUUUAGCCACAAUUGUGUUUGAUCCAGAUAAAAGCUCCCGCGGACGGCAAUCAGUUUUAAACGAUCAACUUUUCGGCACGACACCUGUCUGAUCUGCUGUCCAUCUUUCUGGCCACGUAAAUCUGACUUCAGGUCUGCUAACACCUUAUACAGUCUAUGAUUAACACAGUUAAAAAAGGGGACAUUUCCGGGAACAGGCCACCAAAACCAGGGACUGUCCUCUGAAAACGGGGAUGUCUGGUCACCCUAAUUUGUAGGACCCUUGCAUACUUUACGUUGGUCAGGGUGACUUAUCGUCCUCAUCAUCGUCAUCUUCAUCACAGAGAGAAGUGCAGGAACUUCUCCACCACAGCUGCUCGUUAACUGGCUGAGCAUCAGCGGUUCUGGACCUUCUUCGGGUCCCUUUAUGCCGUUAAAGGACCAGGUUUUCAUUUGAAAGUGAAGACCUGAUUUUCUCCCAGUUUGUGUUUUAUAACAAGUGUGUUUCACUUUCAGAGCUGGUUUAAAGAUCUGAAGAUCUGCAGCCUCAUUAGAGACGCUGGAAAUGUCAGCUGCAUCCAGCCGACCACACACACACAGAGGAUGAAAAAUAGGUUACAUACAGUUUGACAGGAAAACAAAGAAAAUGAGGCCACAGUGAAGCGAGCGUCCACACGUCCAUCCAGAGGAUCUCUGUGUGACUGACCUACAUAUGACCUGCUGAAUAUAAAUCAGUCUACACAGCUGCAAAGUCUGGAAAAUCUGCUCUCACAUUAAUCAUUUGUUGCCUGAAAUGUUUUAAUUUGCCUCCUCACCUCGGCCCUUCACUCACAGACGGCUGCUGUGUAGUGAAACUACUGUUAUCCUGUGAACUCUGUUUCAGAGACGCGGCGACGCGUUCGAGCAGCUGUGCAGACUGUGUGUUUCGUGUGAAAGGCGACACGAUUAACUGAAGAGGUCCAGUUUGAGUCAAAAGACCCACGAGCUAGAACAGGUUCAGACUGGUACUAGUAAAAAAAGAAAACUGAUUCUUUUGAUUCUGGUCUACGCUGCUGCGAACUGCCUCCAGGAAGAAAAAGCUGUCACUUCAGCCUACUGUCCUUGUCCUUGUGGGGCUGUAUGUGCUCUCUGCUGAGAAUGUUGAGUACUACAACAUGUAAACUCGACCUGACUCAACUGCUGAGGCCAGCUCUCGUACAGACAUGCUGCCCUCCACACUUCCUAAAGAAUACCGAAGAGACUGCUUCAGGGGCUUCAAGGGUCGCCAGAUAUCAUCAAGUACCAGAGUCAGACAGUACACUCAGUGCUAGUUAGCAUGUUAGCUUGUUAGCCUGUGGAUAUUAUUCUCGCUGAGAUCAGCUCUCGUACAGACUUUCUGCUCUCCAAACUUCCUUAAGAAUACAGAAGAGACCACUUCGGGGGCUUCCGGAUAUGUUCCUGUAACAGAGUCAGACAGUACACUCAGUGCUAGUUAGCAUGUUAGCUUGUUAGCCUGUGGAUAUUAUUCUCGCUGAGAUCAGCUCUCGUACAGACUUUCUGCUCUCCAAACUUCCUAAAGAAUACAGAAGAGGUUCGGUGGCUUCUAAAUAUGUGUACCAGACUCAGUGUUUGUUAGCUUGUUAGCCUGUGGAGUUUGUUGAGACUCUCUGCUGCAGUUUGUUGAAUAAAAACUAAAGUGCCUGUAAUUCAGUGUAAAUAAUUGUUUUGAAUUUUGAUCCGUGGUCAAAGAGCUCCCCAUCGACAUCAGAACUGCACCUCGGCCCAUAAGAUAAAAUAAUUACAUAGAUUUAGGUUUAUUUACUUAGCUUCCUGUAGCCAUGUUGCUUUGCUUCCACUCGAUACCCACGUAUCAUGUCAGCGUCCUGCAGUCUGUGGCGCGAACACCAAAUACUGGAACAAGCUAUGUCGUUAUAUUAAAGUUAUAUACACAGAGGUCUGUAUUAAAGCAGGAACGCUCAGAGAGUCACCUGUGGUUCUGUACCGGUUCAUCUUGACACGCUUAUUCAUUGGUCAGGAGGGUUGUGGGGUGAAGUUGCUGCUUCCUGAUGUUGAAUCCACGUUCUGUUGAGAUCCAUCAUGUCUGAUAACAAUCUGACAACAUUUAUCAACAAGUUAUCAUCAUCACAUCAUCAGGGCAUGCUGGGAUAUUUUGAAUCAGACUCGUCAGAAUAAAACACCUGACAGGUGAAACCUGUCAGAGACUGCACUCUUUAACUCAGACUGAACACAAAAAAUCCUGUUAGCGGCUGCAACAUGCCGACGCCUCUGUAGAGACAAACAUUCUUAUUCCCAUAAAGAACAUCUGAAGUUUCUGUUUGUAAAGUCAGAAUUACAAAAGAAGCUUUGACUGCAUGGAAGUGAAUGAGAAAAACUUCUCUCCACAAAUACAAAGUCAGUUCUUACACAACAAGAUUCAGUGAGCUUCUGCUUCUACUGUCAGUCUGAGGAGAGACUUCCACAAUAAAUGUUCCAGUAAGGUGUUAUUACAGCCAUUUAUAGCGCUGCUUAUGUGACUGACAGUUGUAAGAGCCAACCACAGUCAGCCGUAGUCGUUUCUGUUUUUAUGUCCCACCGUGUCUCAACCCAAGGUCACAUUUUGAUUGACACAGCAACAGUCAUAUGGAUUGAAACCACACUCACACACAAUUCAAACAGCGAACAUAAAGAGAGAAAUCAAGUCCACUCCCUGAACACACUCUGACUUACAUCGCACUCUGUACUCUGACCAGUCUUAUCAGAGGGAGAGAGGGCGAGGGACAUAAAUAGAGAGAGAGAGAGAAAGAGAGUAAAGGAAAACAGAAAGAGAAAAAUAAAGGGCGAGUGACAUAACGAGAGAAAGAGGAGAGAGAGAAACCGACAGAAACACUGAGCUAGUCUGGAAAUGGCAGCUGAACACACACCAACCCAAACCAUUCAUCUGUAGAGCUCGGCCGCCAUGUCUAAAGCGACGGUGAAGAAGCUGCACUGGCGCUCCAAGGUCCAGGAGAGCUUCGUCCCGCUGGGGGGCGGCUCCGGAGAGCUGGGUCUGGCCAUCGGGGGCGGGGCCGACUACGGCGAGUUCCCAUUCGUCACAGCGGCCCACGGGGGCGGGGCAACUGUGAGCGACAUCAUCUUAGAGAUCGGGGGGACGCCCGUGUUAGGGAUGACCCUCGGUGAUGUCAGAGGAGUCCUCAACUCCUGUCCUCAUCCUAUCAGAAUCAAGACUGUCUCACCAGGGUCGUCCCUCUGUAAGGACCUCAGGUUGUACCUCAGCAAGUGUUUCACUCCAGGCUCCAUGGACAGUCAGCUGCAGCAGCUAAUCAGAGAGAACCUGUACCUGCGGGCUGUACCCUGUACGACCAGGCAGCCUCGGGACGGCGAGAUUACAGGUGUGGACUACAACUUUGUGUCCAUCGAGGAAUUUUUUUCUCUGGAGGAGUCUGGAGCUCUGCUGGAGAGCGGCAAGUUCAAAGGGAACUACUACGGGACGCCCCGUCCGGUCCACAUCGGUCCGGAGAGCCCACCAAUCACGUAUCAGGAACAUCGAAACCUGCUGAGGAACUUCAGGACGAGAAGCAAAUCUCUGAGUAACCUGGAGAAAGCUGUGGAGGAAGGAGACAACAGCGAGGAGGAUAGCGGCCUGUCGGCGGGUUCAGCUGGAGCCCCGCCCACCACCUUGCCUCUCAGCAAAUCGUGGGAGACGGCGGUGGGGAGUCGGGAGGGAACAGAAAACGGAGGAGGAGGAAGAGGAGUAGGGAGAGGAAGAGGAAGAGGAGGUCCGCUGCCUGAAAACUGGGAGCUGGCGUUCAGUGAUUCAGGAGAGCCGUACUACAUUGAUCAUAAAUCAAAGACGACCAGCUGGCUGGAUCCGCGAACUCAGAACAAAGAGACGACUUCCUGUACAGAACUCCCAGAGUUCACCGAGCAGCCCAGUCUCUUGAAGGGUUACUCCAUCCACACCCGGCUGUCUAAAGGUCCUCGAGGUUUCGGCUUCAACAUCGUCGGUGGAAGUCGACCCAGAGAGUUUCUGCAGGUGUACAGCGUCACACCUGGAGGACCGCCAGCACUAAACACAGCGGACAUCCUGGUCUACAUCAAUGACAGCUGUGUACUGGGUCGCUCUCAUAAAGAGGUGGUGGAGAUGCUGAAGUCAGUGCCAAUGGGUCAGAGUGUGGACGUGGUGCUGAGGAGAGGAUACCCGAUGCUCUACAACCCUGAUGGGUGUCCCAAACAGAGCCUGGAGACGCCACAGACUCCCAGCGAGCCCUCCAACCCCGUGAACGCAAACCGUGGCCUGACACACCUCACCUACAGCCGAACGCCGGACGCCGAAGGCUGCCCGCCAGGACUGGGCCACAACCCGCCCUCCUAUGCUGCUCCGCCAAUGACGAACGGGCUGGCAGGCCCGCCGACGCCCACUUCCUCUGACCCCCCACUGGGUCCACCACCCCUUCCAGAGAGGACAGCAGCCAAUCACAGUGACUCUGAUGGCGGCCUGUCCAGCGCUGGAACACGAAGAUCUUCUCUGAUUCGCUACAACAGCAGCACUCUCCCCGCCCUCUCCUCCUCCUCCCUCCUCCACCAUCAGAGCUCCAAGUCUUCAGAGAGCGACCUGUCUACGUCGGCCCUCCCCAUCUCCUCCGCCACGUUACCCAUCGCCUCCUCGUCCUCCCACACUCUGUCCAAACUGCCCCUCUCUCAGCCAGAGACGGGCCUCCUCCAGAACUCCACCAGCCCUACCACCGCUAACAACCCCACCUCCUCCUCCUCCACGCCUCCUGGGGCUCCUGCGCAGCGCCCGCUGAUGCCACAGACUUCCCUCGCCCUGACCCCACCCAGAGACGUCCCACCUUGUGGCUUUAACGGCUGUCCAGCCAAUCACCAAGCGCCCUCCCCAGCCUCACGAGGAAACCCAGGGCUGGUUCUCCCCCUCGGGGCAGGGUCGCCGGGGUCAGCUCCCGCUGGGGAGCUUGUGCCCGUGGCCCUCGGGCGCAGUGAGAGUGGGGGGCUUGGAUUCAGCGUGACGGCAGGUGGGCAAGGAGAUCAGCUGGCGGUGGUGAGGCGGGUCUGGGAUCGCAGGCACUGCCCCUCGCUGCAGCCGGGGGACGCCAUAGUGAAGAUCAACGGAGCAGACGUGCAAAGCCUCAGCUUCUCCCAGGUCCAGAGAGUCCUGCAGGAACACACCAAACAGGGGGAGGUGGUGCUGCUGGUCUACAGAGGAGGUCCCGUCUCCUCCCCAGUCGUCACCCCCAACCUCUACAAGCCCCUCCCCUCCCCACACAGCUUGGCCACCCCCUCUUCCUCUCAACCCUCGACCUUAGCCAACUUGCCUUCCCCGUCCACGGGUGCCUUGGUGGGGGGCGUCCCCCCACUCAACCAGGCCGGCUUGGCCCUGGAGAGUCCCCAGGAGGGACACCUACCAGCCCCAGGGACCCACCAAGGGGCCCCUCCUGCCCAGACGCCUAACGGGCCCUCAGUCCUCAUCCAGAGCACCAGCUUCCUGGACUCAGUUCCUGUGACGCUGACCUUAGAGCCACGUGAUUUGCUGGGAGUGGAGGAGAGCGCCGGUGGGCCUCCUCCCGUCAGAGGGGGAGCAGAGCUGGGAGCAGUGGCCAAGGACGGAAGAGGAGGAGCAAAGACAGCGGAGGUGGAGCUGAGGAGGCGGCCGGGAGAAGGCUUUGGAUUUGUCAUUGCGUCUCAGGAAGUGAGCGGUGGGGCCACCUCCCUGAUGUCUCACCGGUUCGUGACGGUGCGUCGCGGCAGCCCGGCGGCUCGCAGCGGGCAGAUUCAGCCCGGAGACCAGCUGGAGGCGGUGGAGGGCCGAGCGGUCGGAGGUCUGCAGCACCGGGACCUCGCCCAGAUCCUGAGGAGGGCCGGGAACACGCUGAGGCUGAGCAUCACGCCGCGACACCACUCGUCUCCUCUGUCAGAAGGAGCAGACCUGGACAUUGACGGUCGGAUGAUCAAAGGAUCCAGAAGGAGGUCAAAGGACGAGUCCAGGUUCUACACUGUAGAUCUGGAACGAGGUCCCACAGGUUUCGGUUUCUCUCUGAGGGGGGGCAGCGAGUACAACAUGGGGCUGUAUGUCCUGGGACUGAUGGAGGGGGGGCCGGCCCAGCGCAGCAACAAGAUACAGGUGUCGGACCAGCUGGUGGAGAUCAACGGGGACAGCACAUCAGGGAUGACUCACAGUCAGGCUGUGGAGCAGAUCAGGAGAGGAGGACACCGAAUCCACCUCGUCCUCAAGAAAGGAAACGGAUACGUGCCGGACUACGGCCCUGAGGAAGGAGCCCUCUCCCCCUCCUCCUCUUCACACACCGAGGAGCAAGAUGUGGACACAGUAACCAUGACAACCACCUCCAUCAGCCAGCAGAGGGGAGGAGGAGGUGGUACAGGAGGAAGAGAAGGAGGAGGAGAGAAGAGGAGGAUGAGGAGAGAGGGAGAAACCAAACGAAGAACAGGAGGAGGAGGAGGAGGAGGAGGGUUAGGGCCUCCUGAUCUGGACCUGGACCGGGUGGAGGUGGAGGCACGGGAGAUGGAGAGGAGGAGGGAGGAGGAAGCGGAGAGGAGGCAAGAGGAGGAGAGGAGGAGACAAAGUCAGACAGUCAGGCAGAAGGAGAAGCGGUACGACCAGCGGGAGCAGGGGAGGAAGAGCAGGAGCUUACCCAGGACAAGUGCUCGAGUCUGGGACACAUGGCUGCCGGAGGAGAGGGUGGAGGUGGAGGAGAGGAGCAGGAGGAGGGCAACAAAGGCCGGCAGAGAAGAGGAGGAGGAGGAGGAGGAGAGGGGAGAGGAGAGAGACAACAGCACCACCCGCCACGCAAAGCAUUCUGGGAGCUGGCCUGUACCUCAGAGGGCAGCCUUCUCCUUCCUCAUGCCUCACUCCUCAGACGACCAGCGUCUGUCCGACAGCGAAUCAGCAGCCAGCUUCUCCGAGGUCAGCCUUUCAGCAGCCAGCAUCGCCACCGCCGGGUGGAGGGAGGAUUCCGAUUGGAGGAGAGGCGAGUCGCCGUGGCAGCAGGGGAAGGCCCCGGGCCCCUGGCUGAAGCCGAGUCCCCAGAAACUGACGCAGGUUCUGACUGGCAGUCGGCUCAGGGGGCGGGAACUACUGUCUCUCUGAUUGGCCCACAGCGAGACAUUCUCUUUUUUUCUUCUUUGGCUACUUAUAAGGGCUUCUUUGAUUGGCCUGCUGAGAGAAGACCCGCCUGUUCCUGUGUCUGAUUGGAUCACAGUGGACGAUUUGGUUUCUGAUCAGAGGAAGCAAGCGGACAUGGACUUGUUUUUCAUUGGCUGGUGGGCGGGUUUUGAGGUCUCUGAUUGGUCAAUGACACAACAGCUGCACACAGAGCCGCCUAAUUAAACAACAGUUUUAUUUUUAUUGUAGCCAUCAUCCGUCAGUGCAUCCUGAUUAUCCAGCUGCUUUCUGGUAUCAUGACGCUGGUGCACUUUAACGAAUGCUUUAACAGAUGCUAACCUUCGGCGGAGCGGGUUAACGUCAGAGGACCAGCUUAAACUAGAGGUUGAGGGGGAUUGAUUCUUACAUACAUCCAGAUGCAAACGUGGACAAUUCUGAAUCAAUUCACAGAUGUCAAAUAAAUCGAUUUUCUAAAUUUUAAUUAGUAACGUACUGUUGACAGAACGCAAAAAGUGGAACUUGGAAGUGCAGCGGACAGUUUGUAGCGUGCGCAUAAUAAUAUUAAGCUGAUGCUUUUAUCCAAAGUGACUUACAAUUGCUUUAUAAGUCAGACAUCACACGCCUCUGGAGCAACUAGGGGUUAAGUGUCUUGCUCAGGGACACGAGUUGUAUGCAGCUGCAGUACCGGAAGCUGCAGUUUCAGGACCGCAACCGCAUUUGUAGGACUCUUGUUUACCUUGACACAGCUAGCUAGUUAGUUAGCAAACUAGUUAGGUAGCUGUGUAUUAUUGACAGCCCCCCAAAGCCAAUUACCCUAACCAUCACAGGGUGUGUGCCUAAACUAAAAGUUAUUGAUUAUUUAUAUUAUUUAUAAAUAAAUAAUAAUAAAUGUUGCUGUGCAUUACCACCACCACUCCUCUAGAUGGCGCUGUCACAAAAGAACUACGGUCCCAGGAUUGCGAGGGUCCUGAAACAGCAGCCUCCGGCACUGCAGCCAUACAGUAUUGAGGGACACAUUGAUGGAUGUCACAGUGGAAAUCAAACCCAGGUCUCCCACACCAAAGGCAUGUGUCUAAUCCACUACGCCAUCGCCAACCCAUAUCAUAGACGUCUUCCCCUAAUAUUCAAAGCACCAACGUCAUAGUAGAGACCGUCCAAAUCGACCGAGUCGAGACCGAGUAAAGACCAGGACCAGCGUUCCGCACUACAUGACACACAAUAACAUGUGGAACAUGAUCAUAGGCGCUUCUCAAACGAAGCACUAAGAGCUGAAAUCAACUUAACAUCUUUAUUCUACAUCCAGCUAACAUAAUGAGAACAAAUGAGGGAGCGCUACCUCGGCACAUAGCUUUGCUCUCAGGAGCCGUGUAGCUUAAACAGUAGCUACAUAGCUUUAUGUGGCCUGUCUCCUUAUAGUUUAUCUCAAGCAGAAAUGUAACUUAGGAACAAGUUGUCACCACAUUUCCCCUCAGUCUCUCACACUGCAUUAGCUACUUCCCUCAAUAUGUUAUCCUGACGAACCCCUGGAAUUAGGUAGCUUGUUCUCCUAGCUAAGUGGCUAAUGCACUCGAUACCGGGACGAGACCGAGACCUUCAGAGACCGGUCUCGAGCACUAACCGCCCCCCUUGCUAAGAUUUAACCCAAACAUUACAAUCAAUGUUUUACUAAGCACAGGCCAGCUUCCUCGUACCUGACAGGUCUUGUUAGAGCGGCGUAAGUUAGGUUUUUAAAGAACUUUGUGUGACGUGGGCGCAGCGACGGUGUGGGUGAGCAGGCAGGUUUGCGGACUGGAGAAGAAGAGCUGAGGUUAGUAAAGUAAGGACGCAAACUAGUCCUAUUAGGAUAAUGAGGAGACGUUUCUUUUGGACUUUAAUGUCCAAUGAAAUGCUCGGUGAUUCUACUGUAAAGGAAAAAGAUGCAUCGAUAAUCAUUUUAUAAUCGCAUGGCAGCCCUCUGAAACAUGAUCGAUUUGUGCUUCUCACUUCGAGUUUAAACCCUCUUAAAAGCCGACUACUGACCAAUCAGAUCAGUGGACUCAUCGCUCCAACAGGGUCCUCACAGGGACAAAAGUAAUAAAGAACAAGAGAUAUUUUUUAUAGCUUUUAACUCCAUAAUAAUUAUAUCUGAGAUACGUAACUUCACUUAGUUUCUUUUAACCCAGAAAUGAUUCCUGAAAGUGCAUCGAUUGCUCGUCCAGGUCAGAUGAUUAAACAUAGACCGACCGUCACCGUUUAUUCAAACACAUAAUAAAAUAUAGGGAUUAUGGACGGAUAAUCCACAUACUGCCCAAGUUUGAAAGGGCCCACGUGAAAACAAACAUAUAUGUAGCCUCGCUAAAAAUAUUUGGAUAUCAGUAGUUUCUUGUUGGGUGAUUAGAGCUGAAUCUCUCUUUACUGCUGCUUUAUUUUGCCUCUUUAAUAACAAAAUUUAAAGAACCAAAUGUCAGGUCGAGUGACCGCAGAGGAACUGCGGGAGCUAGCAGGUUAGCAGUUAGCUAGCUCUGUGAGAACCAAACGUUUUGCUAAGACGCUCCCGUCUGUCUGCUCCACAGGGCGGCAGCAGAGUGAACGCUGCUCCUGGCUGGAUGAUUUAUUUGAUGAUUUUCUAGCUGUGGCGCUGCACAGGCUGCAGAACGCCACCGCUUUCAGGUGAGGUGAGAAAGCUAACCAGCUUCAUGAUACCAGUAGCCAGGGUGACUGAUAAGGUCCUGGUCCUCUCCUUUUUAACUUCAUCUUUCUAACUCUAAACUCGUAUGCAAACAACAUGAGAACCUUUCAGCCCCGCCGCCUCCCAGACGUUCUGUGAUCCUGUGUAAUCUGAGCAUGUGAAUAUCACCGGAAUGAUUUUUUAUUUUUAUAAGCUGAAUGUGUAAAGGCUCGAUGACGUUAUUAUUAUUCUUGUUAGAGAUUAAAUAUGAUCUGAUUUGCCUGCUUGCUUGUAAAAAAAGAGAGAAAAAAACCCUUUGCCCUGAUGAUGUAACAGAGCCAUACGCACACGCACACACACACACACAGGUCAGGUCCAGCUGAGGUCCUGUCCGCCGUCAGUAACCACAGCAUCGCCAAGGACUCUGCGGCCAACAUGGCCGACGACCUGCAGCUCUGGACCGAAACAAGUGCCUCGUUUUAUUUCAGCCUUCGUCCUGCAAACUGACACAGAGGCUGCAGGCAGAGACCCCCCCCCACACACACACACACUUCCUGUUCACACCCUACCACGUCUUGUCAAACAACGCCAAGACCUUUCGCCCUCCACAUGUCCCAUCAUGCACCACCACGUCCCAGUUCAGUGUCCCACAGCUCGUUUUAUUCAACCAGCUGUCCAGAACCAGCUCACUGUCGUUGUCACCAAGAGAAGCAUCAAGUCCUGCGAACGACUAACGAUGAAUCAGUUAUCAAAACGGCUGCUGACUCAUUUUCUGUCGAUUAGCGGGCAGACAGAUUAAUCAGUUCAAACGCCGACAGGAAAUGUUUUCCAGCAGUCUGUUCUUCAGCAGGAAUAUUUCCAUGUUGUUGUUUUCAUGUUUUCCACCUGAUUAAAGACUGAUGAAUGUGUAAUCAGAGGUGUCCUGAUACGGGCAAAUUUUAAUGGAUCAGUAUCAGCUAAAAUACUCUGUACGCUCACCUGUACCUGGCCGCCGCGGCCUGCAGGUGUUCCAGCGCCGCUCUGCUGUGUUCACACACCGAGGCUCCAUCCUUCUGCUACGUUUCCGCCUCCCGUCCAGACUGAAACAGCGAAUCCGAACACCUGAAACGUUGAAGUGUGAAAACGCUGCCGACCCCGUUUUGGUUUUAAACUCCGGGGCGGCGUGUUCGUGCCGACAGGUGGAAACGAUGACGCUCACGUUCAGCUCUCUGAUUGGCUCUUAUCAGUCAUGCAAAGCAGAAACACGAUGCUGCUGACAGAGUUUUCGUUUUGGUGUUUUUAUUAAAGUAUUCUGUACUGUGUAAAUAUCACUUCUACACUUGUGCAUGUCUCCGUAUUUACUUUGCGACGACUCGCAGCCUGUUUCCCGCCGCCACAGUUCCACCUCGCCGUCGCUCCGUGCAGAGAAAUCUCAGCUGUGCUUCUUCACCAUCGCUGUUCUGCGUUUGUCUCCAGUAGAACUUUCUUCUGCAGCUGCAGAGUAGACAAUCCGCUUCCUGUUCACACCGGCACACACAUGCUCCGUGUACGUGAACGGUCUACUGGUGUGGAUGUAGCCGGAGGUUGGCAAAGCGCACGGAUUCUCUGAGAGUAGAAAACAUUCAGGAAGCAGCGUCCCACUUUUAGCCCACCCGCGGUCUGAAACCAAAAGUCAAAGUUCAUCUUCUUAAGUUCUUAAACCGCUUAGCAGGGGUUGGGUAGCCCCAAACCUCCCUUUCCCGAGCCACAUUAACCAGCUCUGACUGGGGGAUCUCGAAGUGUUCCCAGGCCAGUGUGGAGAUAUAAUCUCUCCACCUAGUCCUGGGUCUUCCCCGCGGCCGCCUCCCAGCUGGGCGCGCCUGGAACACCUCCUGGGGAGGCGCCCAGGGGGCCCCAGAUGCCUGAACCACCUCAACUGGCUCCUUUCGACACAAAGGAGGAGCAGCUCUACUCAGAGCUCCUCACACUUCCCACCCUAUCUCUAAAGGAGAAACCCAUUUCGGCCACCUGUACCCUCGAUCUAGUUCUUUCGGUCAUGAGCCAGCCUUCAUGACCGUAGGUGAGGUUGAGGAACGUAAACUGAGCGGUAGAUCGAGAGCUUUCCUUCCAGCUAGGCUCUCUUUUCAUGACAGCGGCGCAGUAGAGCGAACGCAGUACCCAUCUGCUAACAUGGAGGAGUUUAUGACCGGUACCAGCCACAAGGGGGCGAGCCAGAUGUUGAGGCUUGACUGGGAGCGGUCAUGUUGUCCAUCUUUAUUUACAGCCUGCGGUCCGGAUCAAUCACCUGGUGAGAAAUAAAGUGUCCGAUUUAGUAUCUGCAGCUGUCAGAGACAUUUAACGAUCAGCAGAUAAUAAUCAAUAAUAAAGGCCUUGAUCCCUACACAUCAUGUUAUCUGUUAAGACGCUUUGAGUGUGAUGCCUCACACACACACAGAGUCGUGACCCCCUCACCCGGCCAUCACAUCAUCUGUCUGCAGUCACACUACAACUCCCACACACCCUUGCUAGCUCCGCCCCUCACAGCGCUCUCUUUAAGGGCAUCUGGAUCUUUGUCUUCUAUGCAUUUUCUAAGACUGUCUGCUAUCGGAUUGGUUCUCUGAUCGGAGGAUCGUCCGGGCGUGGACUCUGCUUCUAAUUAUGGGUCUGAAUAUUCAGGUUCUGGUCCACACACGACCAGGAAGCACCAAUGUCUGAACAGGACUCAGUGUCAUUAUCAGAUCUGCUCCCAGACAGCAGGAGAGACAUUAUGUAGGAACCACGUGACUGGACUGUCUGUUGGUUUAAUAAAGUCACAGCUUGAUUGGUCUGUCGGUAUA
Molecule: messenger RNA, 13462 nt
Organism: Micropterus salmoides (largemouth bass)
Lineage: Eukaryota; Metazoa; Chordata; Actinopteri; Centrarchiformes; Centrarchidae
Product: membrane-associated guanylate kinase, WW and PDZ domain-containing protein 3-like
Exons: 21
Coding region: 3842-8005 (1387 amino acids)
Biological process (GO): signal transduction
Cellular component (GO): cytoplasm
Molecular function (GO): protein binding
Source: RefSeq, a predicted model, not a curated record